UUUAGUCUCGCCCGUUUCUGACUCUGGUCCACGUAGUGCUAGCAAGCUAGCAAGAAUUGUAUGUGAUCAUAAACAUAAGUCAUGCUUGCAAGCGUUUAAGCUCCUUUAUUCAGCGACCAGUAACCUGCCUAGUUAUCGAAGGAAAUCAUCAGAAACUAUCUAUCAAGUUGGCUUUCUUCAAGUUAUGUGACUAUGUUGUGGAGUGCAUGGGAUGAUGCACUGUUGUGAUGUAUCUUGUGUUUGUUGCAACCAGACAAACGUUACAAUGUGUCGGGACGUCCACAAAAGGUCGCUCUGAAUCAAAGGGCUCGCUCGCCACACAGUUAGACGCAGUUUGUGCUGGAGAGCCGGCGUCUAAUGAGUCCGUCCACAAUAGAUCACGGCCAACAGCAAGGCCAAUCCCAAAGGCAGCUGGAGAAGAUCAGAGAGCCUCCAAAAGAACGGCUACUAGAUCACCGAAAGCGAAGUUGAAUGGGACUGGAGAGCAUGCAAUAUCCCCAGUUCAACUCCAUAAAGAUGAGACAGAGAAUGGUUGUGGAACAGUCAAACAGCCUGGCUCUAAGGUUCAGCCUCAGUCUCCUGUUUUAGCUGGGUCAGCAUGUGAUGCUGGUGCACCAAGGCUGGCGUGCCCAGCCCUGCGGCCGUCGGCCGUGUUAGAGGAGUCAGAAGAGCAGGGGGGUGCAGCAGGGGCUCCUUUAGCCUCGCGGCCCGUGCGAGGGAUGUGUCCUCGUAGUGGUGACACUUCCGACUUCCAGGCCGGACUUCAGAGAGAUCAAAGCCCAAGUGAGGAGGAGGAAGAGGAGUGUGGUGAUGAGGAUGAGAGGCCUGCACGCGAUGCUCCGUUAGAGCUUCUGGCUGAGUUCUUGAGAGCUGUGAUGGCGAAAGACUACCCUCUGUCUCAGAAACUCUGUCAGAUGAUUCUCAUUUAUGAGCCAGAAAACCCAGAGGCCAAACUAUUCCUGCCACUUAUUGAGGAGAGGUUACUGAUGGGUAAGUCAGAAGGACAAAUCAUACUUUCUCUCUCUCUCACUGUAGAUCUAAUCAUUCUGAGCUUUGUAAUAAAGGGUCUUUUAACUCUAUAUAGUUUUUUAAAUGUUUAGUUUUGAUAGUCCCACUAUCAUUUUAUUCUGCUCCUCUGACUGUAUCGUGUAGCUUGAAAAUUGAGUGAUUUACAUUUUUAUUAGAAAAUUAAAAGAUUGUGUUUUCCCCUCUUUUCUCAUAUUUUAAUCAUCCCUCUUUUUUUACUGAUCCCGAGAGCUGCAUGGCUAUUAAUGGUCUUUAACCAUGCAAAAUUGAUAAUUGCUUUCUCAAUGUUAUAAGUUAUAGGCAGAUUAAAAGUUGAUUAAUUGCCUCAUUUUGUUUUUACAUGUAAAUCGGUGAUAUAAAAUGGAAAAAAAAGAAAAAACUUAAGAGCACAGGAUUAAUAUUAAGUGUAAUGAAGUACUUACUUACAACAAAGAUAAUGGCAAGCAUGUAAUAUUUUAAAGGGAUUUUAUGUGCCACAUCGUCCCAGUUACAGCACCUAAGUCAUCCAUGGCUGGGAACUACUCUGUGUUACCAUUUAUUAUUGUGCGGCUUUGUAUGGAGAAGAUUGAGGUUAUUAGCAAGUUCUAUUGCUAACUUGAUGUCUUUGAAUUGUU
This is a messenger RNA of Clupea harengus (Atlantic herring), 1640 nucleotides long. RefSeq names its product glutamate-rich 2 (gene erich2). The record is from RefSeq and is a predicted model, not a curated record. The transcript is spliced from 8 exons. NCBI's taxonomy places the organism in Eukaryota, Metazoa, Chordata, Actinopteri, Clupeiformes, Clupeidae. The coding region runs from base 228 to 1100 and encodes 290 amino acids.